AUGGAGGUGGCCACCGCCUCUUCAAAUCAAGGGGGUGAGAAGUAUGUGGCACCAAGCAAGAAUAAUAAGCGUGUGGAAAUUGGUGUUGGGCAUUUGACUGUUAGUGACAUGGCUUUUUCUAGUAAGCAUAGUAUUUGUAUCGAGGAUUUUGUUGACAAGGUGGAGGAGACCAAUCUCAAGGGAUCUCCAAGGCUAAGAGGCAAAUCUUGGUUUCCCUUACAUGUUAGUUGGGGUUCUGGAUCAAUAAAAUUGGAGGUGGCGGUUGGUAUUUGGCUAGAUCUGUUAUGA
Molecule: messenger RNA, 288 nt
Organism: Prunus armeniaca (apricot)
Lineage: Eukaryota; Viridiplantae; Streptophyta; Magnoliopsida; Rosales; Rosaceae
Source: the annotation of a GenBank genome assembly